Molecule: messenger RNA, 1677 nt
Organism: Peromyscus maniculatus bairdii (prairie deer mouse)
Lineage: Eukaryota; Metazoa; Chordata; Mammalia; Rodentia; Cricetidae
Gene: Shbg
Product: sex hormone binding globulin
Molecular function (GO): steroid binding
Source: RefSeq, a predicted model, not a curated record
CCCAAGGUCAGUCAGCAAGAUAUCUGGAUUCCACACCUCAGCUUUAGCCCUGGUAGAAGAUGCUGCUUGAGCAAGGAGAACUAUUUCCAGAGCUUAGGUUGGCCUAGGCAGCCUCCCCUUGUGGGAGGAACGCUUGGCGGAGCCACACUGGCCGACAGGGGAGGAGAAGAGAUCGUCUGAGCCACGGAGUGGACAGCUGCCGACUAUGGAGAACCGAGGCUCUGUGGCCUGCCGGCACCGAUGGCUCCUUCAGCUGCUGCUGCUGCUGUCCCCACCUCACACCCGCCAGGGACAGGCCCUGGGACUCAUUGUCCUCGCCGAGAGUGCCCAGGACCCUCCGGCUAGGUACCUCAGCAAUGGCCCAGGACAGGAGCCCGUCUCUGUGAUGACCAUUGACCUCACCAAAAUCAGCAAACCCCUUUCCUCCUUUGAGUUUCGAACCUUGGAUCCAGAGGGAGUGAUUUUUUAUGGGGACACCAACACCGAAGAUGAUUGGUUCAUGCUGGGACUUCGCGAUGGCCAGCUUGAAAUCCAGCUGUACAACCUCUGGGCUCGGCUCACAGUAGGCUUUGGCCCUCAGCUGAAUGAUGGGAGAUGGCACCAGCAAGACACAGUCCCGGUGACGGAGCUAUUCUUGUCUCUGUUUCAUCAGAUGGAAAUCCCAAGGCUGAGUCAGUAUGUGGAGCUGAAGAUGAAUGGGGAUUCACUGCUGCUGUGGGUGGAUGGGAAGGACAUACUGUGCCUGAGACAGGUCUCUAGAUCCCUGGCUGACAGUUCCCAGACCACCAUGAGGAUCGCUCUAGGGGGACUCCUCCCCGCCUCCAGGCUUCGGCUCCCGCUGGCGCCUGCCCUGGAUGGCUGUAUACGUCGAGAUACUUGGCUGGGUCACCAGGCCCAGCUCUCACCCUCUGCCCCUACUAGCCUCGGAAACUGUGAUGUUGUGGACUUGCAACCUGGACUGUUUUUCCCUGCAGGGACCCAUGCAGAAUUCAGUCUCCAAGACAUUCCCCAGCCUCACACAGACCCCUGGAGCUUUUCUCUGGAGCUGGGAUUAAAGCUGGCGGAAGGUUCAGGAUGCCUGCUUGCUCUUGGGACAGGAACAAAUUCUUCUUGGCUUACCCUUCACCUCCAAGAUCACGUAAAGGAAGAGGGUGGGAUGCUGGCUAUGAAGGUGGUGCUGUCUUCUGGAGUGGAGCCAAACUUAGCUUUACCCUUGGACAUGGGGCUCCCUCUUCAGCUGAAGCUGGAUGUUUUCAAAGUGGUCUUGAGCCAAGGGCCAACGAUGGAGGUCCUUGCUGUGUCCCUGUCGGGACUGGACUCCCUCCAGAGACUCUGGUCCCACCCUCAGGGCCAUCUCUCUCUUGGGGCUUUACCAGGAGACGAUUCUUUUGCUUUCUUUUGCUUGAGUGCUCUUUGGAUACAAGGACAGAGACUGGACAUAGACCGGGCCCUGAACAGAAGCCAGAACAUCUGGACUCACAGCUGCCCUCGGAGCCCAAACAGUGUCACUCAGCCCCCUUUGUGACGGAGGCAUGGUGGCACAUGCCUGUAAACCCAGGACAGGCAGAGUUGGGAGAAUCAGGACCUCCAUGUCAUCCCUGGCUACAUAACAUGUUUGAGACCAGCCUGGGCUAUGGGCAACCCUGUCGUUAAAAAUAAAGAGGAACUUUGAAUGCA